This is a messenger RNA of Sorghum bicolor (sorghum), 2981 nucleotides long. RefSeq names its product pentatricopeptide repeat-containing protein At3g53360, mitochondrial. The transcript is spliced from 2 exons. Lineage: Eukaryota; Viridiplantae; Streptophyta; Magnoliopsida; Poales; Poaceae. The coding region runs from base 180 to 2447 and encodes 755 amino acids. The record is from RefSeq and is a predicted model, not a curated record. Gene Ontology annotation, biological process: RNA modification. Gene Ontology annotation, molecular function: protein binding; RNA binding.
UUCAUUGGGCCGAGCACUCUCCCCAUUGCCGCCGCGUCCUGCAUCAUCUCCAGAGUCCACAAGCUAACCGCCGUCUGGUAGUUCUGUACUGUAUAUGGGAGUGUUCUGUUGAUCUGUUCCCGCCGCGGCGCCCAUCACCGCCUGCAGCUCCGACUGCCAGCGGUCGCCGGCCGCCGCAGAUGCAGAACCCCAGCGGAACCAUCCUCCAGCUCUACCACGCGGGCCGGCUUUCCGCAGCUCUCCGGGCCUUCGAAUCGAUUCCCUCCUCGGCCGCAUCCGCAUCCGCCCACGACCGUCUCUCCCCCGCUGCCUAUGCCGCGCUCGUCGCGGCCUGCUCCCGCCUCCGCUCCCUCCCGCAGGGGCGCCUCGUCCACCGUCACCUCCUUGCCUCCUCCGCUAGGGACCGAUUCCUCGCUCACAACACCAUUCUCAGCAACCACCUCAUCACCAUGUACGGCCGCUGCGGCGCCCCAGACUCCGCCCGCGUGGUGUUCGACGGGAUGCUCGACAGGAACCCCGUCUCCUGGGCCGCCGUUAUCGCGGCGCAUGCACAGAACAGCCGUUGCGCCGACGCCAUGGGCCUCUUCUCCUCCAUGCUGCGAUCGGGGACCAUGCCCGACCAGUUUGCGCUUGGCAGUGCCAUCUGCGCAUGCUCAGAGCUUGGGGACUUGGGCCUAGGGAGGCAGGUGCAUGCGCAGGCCAUAAAAUGGGAGAGCGGAAGUGACCUGAUCGUGCAGAACGCACUCGUCACCAUGUACUCCAAGAGUGGUUCAGUUGGGGAUGGAUUCGCUCUCUUUGAGAGGAUCAGGGACAAAGAUUUGAUUUCAUGGGGGUCAAUCAUCGCCGGGCUUGCACAGCAAGGUCGUGAAAUGGACGCACUACAAAUUUUCAGGGAGAUGAUCGCUGAGGGCGUGCACCACCCCAACGAGUUCCAUUUUGGGAGCGUCUUUAGGGCCUGCUCAGUCGUUGUUAACAGUUUGGAGUAUGGGGAGCAGAUUCACGGUGUAUCUGUCAAGUAUCAGUUGGAUCGCAAUUCAUACGCAGGUUGCUCAUUAAGUGACAUGUAUGCCCGAUGCAAUGAGCUUGACUCGGCAAGGAAGGUGUUUUACAGAAUUGAGUCACCUGAUUUGGUUUCUUGGAAUUCCUUAAUAAAUGCUUUCUCCGCUAAGGGGCUCCUUAGUGAGGCUAUGGUCCUGUUCUCUGAGAUGAGAGAUUCUGGUCUGAGGCCUGAUGGUAUCACUGUUAUGGCUUUGUUAUGUGCCUGUGUUGGCUAUGAUGCUUUGCAUCAAGGUAGAUCCAUCCACUCCUACUUGGUCAAAUUAGGUUUAGGUGGGGAUGUCAUAGUAAGCAAUUCUUUACUCAGCAUGUAUGCAAGGUGUUUGGAUUUCUCCUCUGCAAUGGAUGUCUUUCACGAGACACAUGACCGUGAUGUUGUCACCUGGAACAGCAUUCUUACUGCUUGUGUGCAGCACCAGCAUCUGGAAGAUGUAUUUAAGUUAUUCAGCCUCUUGCACAGAUCAAUGCCAAGUCUGGAUAGGAUCAGUCUAAACAAUGUUUUGAGUGCUUCUGCUGAGCUGGGUUACUUUGAAAUGGUGAAACAGGUUCAUGCAUAUGCCUUCAAGGUUGGACUGGUGGGUGAUGCAAUGCUGAGUAAUGGUCUGAUUGACACUUAUGCUAAAUGUGGAAGUUUAGAUGAUGCCAACAAGCUCUUUGAAAUAAUGGGCACCGGCCGUGAUGUGUUCUCUUGGAGCAGCUUGAUUGUUGGUUAUGCCCAAUUUGGUUAUGCAAAGGAAGCACUUGAUUUAUUUGCCAGGAUGAGAAACCUUGGAGUCAAGCCAAAUCAUGUAACCUUUGUUGGUGUCCUCACAGCAUGCAGUCGUGUAGGACUUGUUGAUGAAGGCUGCUAUUACUACAGUAUUAUGAAACCUGAAUAUGGCAUUGUCCCAACGAGAGAGCAUUGCUCAUGUGUCCUUGAUUUGUUGGCACGUGCUGGGAGACUAAGUGAGGCGGCAAAGUUUGUUGAUCAAAUGCCAUUUGAACCUGAUAUUAUAAUGUGGAAGACUCUGCUAGCCGCUAGCAGAACACAUAAUGAUGUCGAUAUGGGGAAGAGGGCAGCAGAAGGUGUUUUAAAUAUUGAUCCUUCUCAUUCAGCAGCCUAUGUCCUUUUGUGCAACAUAUAUGCUUCAUCUGGCAAUUGGAAUGAGUUUGCAAGAUUGAAGAAGGAUAUGAGAAGCAGCGGAGUCCAGAAAUCACCUGGGAAGAGCUGGAUUAAACUCAAGGGCGAGCUGAAAGUCUUUAUUGUAGAGGACAGAUCGCACCCAGAGUCUGAUGAAAUAUACACAAUGCUGGAGGUUUUUGUCAAUUGCCAAAGGAAAUCAAGGUUCACCAGAAUUGCACCACCAAAUCUCGAUAAGGUACUUGGAUCUUACCUUUGUGCUGCAUUUUGAUGAUUCAGUAAUGACAGGUUGUGGAUUUCCCUUUCCUAAAUGAAUGGAAGAAAAGGUAUGGUCUGUGACCAGAAGUUAUCUGUUUCUUUGAUUCCUGACUCUGGUUUCUAGUUGAACUAUUCUACAUGAGGGAGAAAUGUCUUAACAUUGUGGUUGGACUUGUGUACAUAGUAGUGAAUCUGUGGAGGAAGCUACUGAAGUUGACGCUGCUGUUUCAUAGCUGAUGGCAGGUUCUUCUGCCACCCCCUCAAACUCUGUAAUGAUUAAUCUAGUUUCGAUAAAAUAGCUGAUGGCAGGUUACACCUGUUUGAAGUGCCACAUAUUCGUGUUGAGUAGGUUUCAAGAUAGUGGUAUCUGAACUCUUACAGAAUAGUUAAAACCUUUGAUUUUUAAUUUACUGCUCAGAAGCCCUGCCUUUUAUAUGUAGCAGCUUGCUAGUACACUGCCUGAAAGGUGUUCGUACCAAUACAUUUCAUGCAAGCAGUUGUGAUGAUACAUCUCUCAUGUAUGCAUAAAUGAAUCCACUUGGAGCAA